AUGCAUGAACAGAAGUCAGACCCCGAAGAGAAGUCCGGAAACACCCUUGCCCAGACCUACUCCCAUAAUGUUGGACAAGUCGUCACUCUCGAGCCAUAUCAUGAUGCUGUCUUUGGAGACAUCGGAGGGGACGGUCCAAAUUAUCGCAAUGUAGGAUGGCUCGGAACGGUAGCCCUCAUGAUGAAAACUCAGAUCGGUCUCGGUGUUCUUUCGAUUCCAGCAGUAUUCAACAGUCUUGGAAUGAUACCCGGCAUCAUUUGUCUCCUGGUGAUCGCCGCCAUCACCACUUGGUCAGACUAUAUGGUUGGAGCUUUCAAGCUGAACCAUCCCGAAGUCUACGGAAUUGACGAUGUUGGGAGAUUGUUGUUCGGCAAAAUCGGUCGUGGAGUGAUGGGCGUCGCCUACGUUCUCUGGUCUGGUAUGCUGAGCAUCUCGAUUGCUCUCAAUGCUCUUUCGACUCAUGGAGCAUGCACCGCUGUCUUCGUUGCUGUCGCCGCCAUCAUCGGAUUCAUCUUCUGUAGCAUCCAGACUCUAGGACGUAUCACAUGGCUGGCAUGGGUCGGUGUCAUUGCCAUAAUUGCCUCAAUCUUGACCCUUACUGUAGCGGUCGGAGUCGGAGGUCGUCCGGCUUCAGCACCCCAGGAUGGCCCUUGGAAGUCGGACUACAAGCUUUUCGGUGAUCCUUCAUUCGUGGAUGCUAUCUCAGCGGUGUCUUCUUUGGUCUUUGCCUACGCCGGCACACCUGGAUUCUUCCCCAUUGCUUCCGAGAUGCGUGACCCUCGCCUGUUUACUCGUUCACUCAUCAUCUGUCAAUCCCUCGUCACGGCGAUCUACAUCGCAAUCGGUAUCGUGGUCUACUACUUCUGCGGGUCGUACGUUGCGUCACCCGCACUUGGCUCUGCGGGAGUGACUAUGAAAAAGGUCUGCUAUGGUCUAGCUCUACCAGGCCUCUGUGUUAGCACCAUCCUACUUUCACACUACGUUUUCCUUCGUAUACUGCGUGGCACGAAGCACGUCACUCAAAACACCCUGAUCCAUUGGGUGACUUGGUUCUGUUGUACUGCCGGCACCAUCAUCAUCUCGUACAUCAUUGCUAGUGCCAUUCCGGUCUUCGGCGGCCUUGUGUCUCUUGUCGGUGCACUCCUCGGUACGUUGCUUUCUUUCCAACCUUAUGGAUGUAUGUGGCUGUACGACAACUGGCGUGGUGAACGUACGCGGAUUUGGUACCUGAUGGUCGGCUGGUGUGUCUUCGUCAUCGUCUCGGGAAUGUUUCUCAUGAUCGCCGGCACGUAUGGUUCUAUUGUCUCGAUUAUUGACAGCUACACCGUGGACGGCGGUACAUCAGCUUGGUCAUGUGCGGAUAAUUCUGGAUCCUCUUGA
This is a messenger RNA of Aureobasidium uvarum, 1380 nucleotides long. The record is from the annotation of a GenBank genome assembly. NCBI's taxonomy places the organism in Eukaryota, Fungi, Ascomycota, Dothideomycetes, Dothideales, Saccotheciaceae.